GGGGGGGGAAAGAGCGGGGCCAACUUGUCCCGGAUCCCUUUAUUCAUCGCCGGAGCCGCCGUCUCCCAGCCCCCGCGUGUUUUGCUGAUUAAAGAGACGGACCUUGGUCCUGCCACCGCCGCCGCCGGGUGGCCGCCCGGCCGCCCCGCUCCUUCCUGCCCGCACCAUGGAGUUCACCCAGAGGAAGAGAAGCAGGAAAUCCCAAAGCUUUAAACUGAUCAACGAAGAUUACCAUCAUGAGAUAUAUAAGAUCUCUGACUACAGCAAUGAUGUUAAUGGGGAGACCAAAGAAACACAACCAGUUUUUUUAGGAGAUGAAAGCCGGGAAAUUAAAAAACAAAUUACAGGGAUGAGAAGAUUACUGAAUGACAGCACUGGAAGAAUCUAUCAACGAGUUGGCAAAGAAGGAGAAAAACUGAAGGAGGAGCCCCAAGACUUAGACUUAGCCUGGGCCCAGCGCCUGAAUCCCCCUGCAGAGUCCCAGACGAGCCUUCAUCCUUCACAGAGCGGCACCUGGAAUGAAUUAUCACCCCAAGCUAGCCAUUUUUCAGGGCAAUAUGGAACUCGAUCCAAAACGUUCCAAAAUCAAACGCGAACCGUGGCAUCCAAUGGAGAAAUCCCAAUGCUGAAUUCAUCAGUCGGACCAAACUGCUGUACAUGUAAUUGCCAGUCAACCCUACAGGCUAUUCUUCAAGAGCUCAAGACCAUGCGAAAAUUGAUGCAGAUUCAAGCAGUUGGGACUCAAAACAGACAGCAGCCUCCGGUUCCUCUGAUUUGCACGCAAAAGUCAACAAUAUCAAGAAAGAGAAAUAAAAAGAAAAAACUGCCCCUCAAAACUGUUGAACCAGUUACCGUGAAUAAGAAACCCAACACUGCAGAGAGCGAAAAGAAGCUAUCAGCAAACUCGGAACGAUUGAAUCUGCAAGCAGUUGAACCCCCCGUAAAACCAGAAACCCCUGUUUCAGGAUUUGGAAUUAUCCUUGAAUCAGCUUCAUCAGAUCCAGAAGUGCAACUUGCAGAAGGCUUUGACGUCUUCAUGCCGAAAUCUCAGCUGGACUCUAUAUUAUCAAACUAUACUCGCUCAGGAAGUCUGCUCUUUAGGAAGCUGGUCUGUGCAUUUUUUGAUGACAAGACUUUGGCUAACUCUUUACCAAACGGCAAAAGGAAAAGAGGGCUCAAUGACAACCGGAAAGGACUAGACCAAAAUAUUGUGGGUGCAAUAAAAGUCUUUACAGAAAAAUACUGCACUGCUAACCAUGUGGAUAAACUUCCUGGUCCUAGGGACUGGGUCCAGAUUCUUCAGGAUCAAAUUAAACUUGCAAGAAGACGAUUAAAAAGAGGCUCAGCAGAGGCAACUGACUGUGAUGAGAAGCCGGACAUUUCUCUACUACAAACAGGCGUUUUCAGAUCACGGCCUAAAGCUGACACUUCAUUUGAGACAUCUCAGUCAGAAGUGUGGAUGCUCUCAGCUCCCUUCAUUGAUGGUGGGAAGAGGGCUGCUUCCAGAGAGAAGGUCAGACCAGCCAAGGUAACCUUUUUGACACCACGACAGAUCAUCUGAUGGACGCAAACCCAGAUUUUUCAGCUUGAAUUUCACCACCUGCAUCAGUGUUCUUGGCAGAUAGAAACAUCCACCUCUUUGAAUAAUGUUCCCACAAGAUCGGCACGAGAACUUCAGCGUAUCGGCAAGAUACGGACAUCCAUACCAUUUUCCCUUCGAGUUUGUGUUGUUUCAUGCAUUUUCCAUGUAACCUCAAAUAACGAAACUGCCAGAUUGCUUCACGAUGAUUUCUCUCCGUCUCCAAUGCGUUAUUUAAUUAGCGGGGUAUCCACUCUGAAGACAGUCUCUUGCCUUUGUUUUUUCUCCACGAUUGUGUUUUUCCAUGUGAUCGUAUGCUUGCCAGCAGUGUUUCAUCUUAAGCCACGCAGAGGUGAAUACACAGAGUCGGGUGGCUCUUCCCGUCCCCGGGGACCAGGGUGGCUUCUCUCUCCAUCAGGAACCCCGGGGGCCCGAUGAGCAUUUGACUCAACGAAGCUCUUUGCUUCUGCAGACCCACUUCUCCAUUCCUGGCUGCUGUGGUACCAGUCGUACGUAGCUAUGAUUAAAAAGUCCUUGCUGGAUUUAGCAGGAAAUAAAGCAGGAUUCCUCCCAGCAGUGCCUGGUUUCUUAAUUAUAGCAAGGAGAAGCUAUUCCUCAAAAAAUUUUCCCUAUGUGGUCCUAGCGGGAUGGCUCUUGAGCAUCUUUGUAGUGCACAUCACUGGAGGUGGUCAUUCUCGCCUCACUUUCCCCCCCCCCAACUUGCCCUACCACCUCCAUCUCAAAACGGAUUAGUUUGCCGAUUUCCAGGAAGAGGGUCUCCACACUGUGAUUUUUCAACCACUGCCCUUGGCAACAAUAUUCACCUAUUUUUUAAAAAAAAGUCACCUUCUGACUGGCACUCUAUUGAUAUCUCAGCAGUUAAUUUGAGUGAAUUGAUCAAGAAAUUGCACUACCUUCUUAGACACUGAAAGGGUCAGUCCUUUCAGGUCAGGGCUAAGGUAAAAUCGUAUGUGGCCCUCCAUGCAAACCUUUACUUCUGCACCUUUCAUCAGCACUAAAUUCACUUUAAAAAUGUCGGGAAAAAGUCUAGAAGGUUUUACCCGCAACAUCUAUCGAUCAUCGGGCGGUUUGAGCGUGUUUCCUGCAACUGGAGGGAGAGCUCGCUGGAGCCUUUACCAUUGCAUUUCCUUUCCCUGUGUGUAUUUUAGGUGCAUCUUUUUUUGUUUUGGAAACUAUUUGGCCUUUGAGUGUCUCAACAGAAGUGCUAUUACAUAGUGGGAUGGUUUUCAAAAUACUUAAUCUCUUUUUUUUUUUAACAAUCCUAAAGCCUGUUCUCUCAGACGGCGCUGAAUGCCCACAAAUAAGGCUGAAGCCAACGGGGAGCGGUUUGUUCUCUCGGCACCUGAGAAACCAGGCUCCCAGCCCUUCCCCACCCACCUACCGUGGACUUUUAGGAAUGACCGUGUUCUCUCUGAAACUGUGGAAUAGAUCGAAUGUGCACUGCAAACCUUAAAAUUUGAGUCUUUCCUUCCUUCGUGGCUUGGAGUUGCCUGCAUUGGGCAGGGGGCACCGGUCCGUCGUGUCCGUGUCGUAACCCUUCAGCAACGGAAUCAGCGUUUUGUAAAUUUGGAAGAUUGCAUUUGUGUUUACUUACU
Egretta garzetta (little egret) is the source of this 3195-nucleotide messenger RNA. RefSeq names its product BEN domain containing 7 (gene BEND7). Gene Ontology annotation, molecular function: DNA binding. The transcript has 10 exons. NCBI's taxonomy places the organism in Eukaryota, Metazoa, Chordata, Aves, Pelecaniformes, Ardeidae. Bases 167 to 1561 code for a protein of 464 amino acids. The record is from RefSeq and is a predicted model, not a curated record.